Molecule: messenger RNA, 2141 nt
Organism: Ricinus communis (castor bean)
Lineage: Eukaryota; Viridiplantae; Streptophyta; Magnoliopsida; Malpighiales; Euphorbiaceae
Product: laccase-4
Exons: 7
Coding region: 160-1830 (556 amino acids)
Biological process (GO): lignin catabolic process
Cellular component (GO): apoplast
Molecular function (GO): copper ion binding; hydroquinone:oxygen oxidoreductase activity
Source: RefSeq, a predicted model, not a curated record
AAUUGUCUAAAAGGACAUGGCAGCAAUAGCUAUCCCUUUAUAAGGUUGCAUUGGCCAUGCAUUUCUUAGUGCACCAUAAAGAACAAAAAAUAUUAAAAGAGUUUGCUUUGCUUUGCUUUGUGUGUGCGUGUGUCAAAAAAGAGAGGAGGAGCUAGGAAGAUGGAGAUAGCACCAUGGGUUCGAGUCCUCGUUCUUGUGGCUUGCCUGUUUCCGGCAUCCGUCGAGUGCAUGGUUAGGCACUACAAGUUUAAUGUGGUGAUGAAGACAGCCACUAAGAUGUGUUCAACCAAGCCAAUUGUUACUGUGAAUGGGAAGUUUCCUGGACCUACUCUUGUUGCUAGAGAAGAUGACACUGUCCUUGUCAAGGUGGUCAACCAUGUUAAAUACAACCUUAGCAUCCAUUGGCAUGGGAUUAGACAAGUGCGCACUGGUUGGGCAGAUGGACCAGCAUACAUAACCCAAUGCCCUAUUCAGCCAGGGCAGAGCUACGUAUAUAAUUUCACACUUACUGGCCAAAGGGGCACCCUAUGGUGGCAUGCCCAUAUUCUCUGGCUUAGGGCUACUGUUCAUGGUGCUAUUGUUAUCUUGCCCAAACGUGGUGUUCCUUAUCCAUUCCCAACACCAGAUAAGGAAGAAGUAAUUGUACUAAGUGAGUGGUGGAAAUCGGAUGUAGAAGCUGUGAUCAAUGAAGCUUUGAAGUCUGGUUUGGCCCCAAAUGUCUCAGAUGCUCACACCAUCAAUGGCCAUCCAGGACCUGUCCCAGCUUGUCCUUCACAGGGAGGAUUCACCUUACCAGUACAUUCAGGCAAGACAUACAUGCUUAGGAUAGUCAACGCUGCACUUAAUGAAGAACUGUUUUUCAAGAUUGCUGGUCACCAACUCACAGUAGUUGAGGUUGAUGCCACAUAUGUCAAACCCUUCAAAACUGACACAAUUGUAAUAGCACCAGGCCAAACCACCAAUGUUCUUCUAACCGCAGGACGCAGUUCUGGCAAGUACCUAGUUGCAGCCUCCCCUUUCAUGGAUGCUCCAAUUGCAGUAGACAAUGUUACUGCUGUUGCCACCUUACAUUAUUCAGGCACCCUUUCUAGUUCUGCCACCACCCUCACCGCCACUCCGCCUAAAAACGCCACCUCCAUAGCGUCAAACUUUACCAAUGCACUUCGCAGCCUGAACUCCAAGAAGUAUCCUGCGAAUGUACCAUUGAAGAUUGACCAUUCCCUUUUCUUUACUAUCGGUCUUGGUGUCAACCCUUGUGCUACAUGUGUUAAUGGCAGCCGUGUUGUGGCGGAUAUCAAUAAUGUUACCUUUGUUAUGCCAACCAUUGGUCUUCUUCAAGCUCAUUUCUUCAACAUCAGUGGAGUUUUCACAGAUGAUUUUCCCAGUAACCCGCCGGUAUCAUACAACUAUACAGGGACACAACCGACAAACUUUCAGACAACGACCGGGACAAGGCUUUAUAGACUUGCUUAUAACUCUACAGUGCAGCUAGUUUUACAAGACACCGGCAUGAUUACACCUGAAAACCACCCAAUUCAUUUGCAUGGUUUCAAUUUCUUCCAAGUUGGGAGAGGAGUCGGUAACUUCAAUCCCAAGAAAGACCCAAAGAAUUUCAAUCUUGUUGAUCCUGUGGAAAGGAACACUGCUGGAGUCCCUUCUGGUGGAUGGACUGCUAUAAGAUUUAGAGCUGAUAAUCCAGGGGUGUGGUUCAUGCAUUGCCAUUUGGAAGUUCAUACAACAUGGGGACUGAAGAUGGCAUUUGUGGUAGACAAUGGGAAAGGCCCCAAUGAAUCUCUUCUGCCUCCUCCUUCUGACCUACCCAAGUGUUAGACAAAUCCAAAGUUUUUAUUUUAACAGAGAAAUAUACAUAUGCAAAUUACACAGGAACAAACGGAGAAAAGGUUGCAGAAGAAUUACCGAGUUUAGAGCUAAUAAUAAGAAGAGUUCUUUUGAGUAAACUGAAUUUAAGUUCAUGCUCCUCAGAUUUGUUGAAACAAAAUAAACCUGAAUUACAUUUACUUUUGUUUUUCCUCUUUUCUGGAUUUCUUUUUUGUUGCUUUGGCUCUAUAAAGUUGCUUUCCAAAGGCUGUAUAUCUAUGUAAUUAUGCAACUCAUAUAUACAUUACAGAUCUUUGUGUUCA